Molecule: messenger RNA, 1727 nt
Organism: Leptonychotes weddellii (Weddell seal)
Lineage: Eukaryota; Metazoa; Chordata; Mammalia; Carnivora; Phocidae
Source: RefSeq, a predicted model, not a curated record
GAAGAAGAUGAGUUCUUUGGAGAAAAAACAUUCCAGCGUUUUUGUGCAGAAUUCAUUAAACAUUCACGGCAGAUAGGUGAUGGCUGGGAAUGGAGAACUUCGAAGGCACACUGACUUCCUUGCUGUUCCUCAAACACACCGGAGAAACACUAGACAAACAUUCCUGCCUGGAGCCUCUAAAUGGGCUGGCCCCUCGGUAUACACCAUCCCUCUUCCAGGAUUGUUCUGAAGGCUACAUGUGCAAAACAUAUUUUCAAAUUAAACCUGGGACAGUGGUGUCACAUCUGGGAACAUCUGCCCAUGUACAGACAUGUCUUCCCACGGAGGAGGCUUUAGAGCUACCCCUGGAUGAUUUUGAAGUGACUGAGACCACAACGGGAAGCGAAGUGAUUAAAUAUGAGUAUCAUGUCUUAUACUCCUGUAGCUACCAAGUGCCUGUGCUUUACUUUAGGGCAAGCUUUUUAGAUGGAAGACCUUUAGCUCUGAAGGACAUAUGGGAAGGAAUCCAUGAGUGUUAUAAGACACAGAUGCUGCAGGAGCCAUGGGACACCAUUACCCAACAGGAUGGAAAGGACUUGGAUAUUUUAAAAACUGAUAGGAAAGAGCCAACGGAGAGGGAAGAUAUAGGAAGAAGAGAAUUGAAGGAACAAAGUCCCAGAAAAGCUGGGGGUGAUGGAGGGACAAGAGACGACUCUUCCUUUUUAACAGAAGUUAUAAAGAACAAGAUAUGGUUAUGGAUUCAGAUGUAUUUUUAGUUUGGCAAGAAAAGGAUAUUUUAUGGUUUCUAUAUUUUCUGUGAAGUUGGAAGCAAACUCAUCUGCUGACAGAGAGGGAUUUCAUAGCUUUAGAAAGAAUGGAGAAGAUUUGACUUCCUUCCAUGGGGGAUGGAAGAGUAGACUAGAGAAAUAUGUCAGGUCAAGGAGGCGGCAUGGAGGGUCCACUUGAGGCAAGCCAAGUUAUAUGAUCUUCUCCAGCAGUGCUCAGCAACCUGGGUGCAAAUGCAAAAGAAUCAGCCAAAGGUGGGAUUUUGCCAGGUGCUAAAAUGGAGAGAUAGUAGGUAAGGAAAUUGAGAAUAUUGGUAAGAAAGUGAUUGAAAUGACUAAGAAUAGAAUCUAAGUUUGAAUCGGAAGAAAGGAGGUGAGCUUAUGAAAAAUGUGGACCAGAGGUUCCCAUGAGAUUAAAGAACUGAAGUCUUGGGAAUCUUCUAAGAGAUCUGAAAAUAUAGAUGUUUUGGUCUGACAAUGGUUUUAGAGAGGGAGUGACUCUUGAUGUUGAUAAGUUCCUCAGUGAGGCUGUUGGAGUGCUUAGCUGAAGUGGAAUUCAAGAAAGAGAGACCAGAGUGUUGCAUGGGUCAUUCACGUGGAUUUAGAGUCACCUUAGAUGAUAGGGGCACUUGAGGUAGAAGGGAAGACUGAAUCAAAUGCUAAAAUUUUAGAUGCUAGAUCAAUAAAUAACAGCAAUGAGAAGGAGGUAGAAGGUAUUAGAAUCUGAUGGCAUGUACAUGAAAUGAGCUGAUUUUUUUAACAUUCUCUUAUGGAAGUACAACAUAUAUUAACAAAAGUAUACAAAUUUGACAUAUGCAGAUAUUAAUUUUCAUGUAGUGAUUCUACUUCUGUAGCCACCAUUCAGUCAAGAAAUACAUUUCUGAAAUCUCAGAAGCCCCCACCUCAUGCCUGCUUCCCAUCACUUUCUUUCCCUUUUCCGUAAAUAAAGCCAUUGUCUGAUUU